AUGUCGUGCGCAACGGAAAGCGAUGACGCGAGUUUUUCUGGAAUUAUGCUGGCUUCUCUCUCUGGGGGAUACAGAGUAGAUUACAAGGCUCAGCGCAGUAAAGCGGCCACUGAACACCAUUAUGAAAAGCGCAGAGACGUUGCCAUAUUAGAAUCAAAGCUUUUGAAGAGCCUAAAAUGGGGUAUACUUUCUGAUGUGUGUGGCCGGGGGCGACCACUGUCGAGUCUCAACUAUCUUUGGGUCACGGUAGGGAUCACGAUGCUUUUCGACAAGGUCGAGGAUAAACCGCGUAAAGCGAAUCAUCCUUAUUAUACUCAAGUGCACCUGACGGGCGAAAUACCGUACACCGAGAGACUAGCUUUGACAACGUUAGUCUUAAAUGAGGAGGACGAGGAUGUUUCACAAAUCAUACUUACUGGGAUGAUCUGGAAAUACCGGACGAGAGGUUCAAGGUUCGUCAAGGAGAAGACGCGGAUGAGUUGGACCUAUGAAGGGAGGCUUUCUCUUGCUAUUGAUGCGCUAAAUAACGAAAAAAUCACGAAAUUACGCGACGCCGCACGCACUUUUGACGUAUCUUUAACAACACUGCGAAGGCGCCUGAAGGGCUCAGUUCCAGCGCAUAAUGCCAGUAUAACACGCAGAAAGAUGACCCCUACAGAAGAAGCUGUACUCCGGGGUUGGGUCUUCUCACUAGAGCGCCGUGGCGUUCCGCCUAGGCAGCAUAUGCUCCAUGAAAUGGCAAAUAUUUUGCUAGCUCAAAGAGAUCCUACCAAAAUACCUGAGAAGGUUGGUAAGAAUUGGGUAACAACCUUUCUUAAGCGACAACCGGAUCUCAAGGCUAAAUUCGCACGCCGAUUAUCCUAUUCUAGAGCUCUUUGUGAAGAUCCAGUCGUUAUUGGUGGCUUUUUUGAGGAGAUUAAGCAGCUCAAAGAGGAAUAUGGGAUUGCCGAUGAAGAUAUAUACAACUUUGACGAGACAGGGUUCGCCAUGGGGAUCUCUUCUACAGCAAAAGUUAUAUGUAGCUCAGAUUGUUCAGGAAAAUCUAGCCUCAUUCAGCCAGGAAAUCGUGAAUGGGUUACUGUUGUUGAGUGCGUUGGAAGCACCGGCACUGUGGUGCCUCCCCUGAUUAUAUUCAAAUCCGGCACCAACAGAGCUGAGUGGUAUACAAGCCCAAAGCUUCCCCCUGAUUGGUUAAUUACGCACUCUCCAAAUGGCUGGACAUCUGAUGAAAUCGGCUUACAGUGGCUAGAAAGGAUAUUUGAGCCAAAAACGAGGCCUCUCACAGUUGGUACCUAUCGGCUUUUGAUACUUGAUGGCCAUAGCAGCCAUUUAACACCGGGAUUUGAUCAGGCAUGUAAAAAUAAUAAUAUUAUUGCAUGUUGCAUGCCUCCUCAUUCAUCUCAUCUUCUUCAGCCUCUAGAUGUAGGGGUGUUUUCAGUGUUGAAGCGCUUAUACGGGGCCGCCGUUGAGAGCCGGAUUCGGAUUGGGAUUUACCAUGUUGAUAAGCUGGAUUUCUUAGAUAUGCUUUACAGCGUACGGAUCCAAACUUAUACCACACAAAAUAUUAAGAGCGGCUUUUCACACACUGGGAUUGUGCCAUAUAAUCCACAAAAAGUCCUAUCUCAGUUGCAAAUUGCUGUCCGGGAGGCUACUCCAGCCUCAAUUCGCCCUAGCACGUCAAGCAGCAGCACCUGGAGCCCAAAAACGCCUUACAAUGCCCGUACGCUAGAAAAACAGGCCAAAUCUGUCAAGAGAUCUCUCAAUAUGGGAGAUUUAGACAGCAAUUCGCCAUCGUGUCCGGCUUUUAACCAGUUGAUCAAGGGAUCCCUUGUAGUGAUGCACCAAGCUGCCAUUUUAGCUAGGGAGAACCAUAACCUACGCGAAGCAAAUGAUAUUUUACAGAAGCGCCGCACUCGCCGUACAAAAGCCCUACAAGCCGAUGGUAUUUUGACAGUCGCUGAAGGCCGAGAGCUUGCUCAGGAGCUUCCUGAAGAGGCUCAACCCCCUCCUCCACCCAACGGGAGCGCGCCUUUGCAGCCAGCUCAACGGGCCCUACCAAGGUGUAGUAAUUGCUGGGAAAUAGGGCAUAAGCGCAAUCGCUGUCCAAAUAUAUCUACAUAG
This is a messenger RNA of Talaromyces stipitatus ATCC 10500, 2121 nucleotides long. RefSeq names its product transposon, putative. The coding region runs from base 1 to 2121 and encodes 706 amino acids. The record is from RefSeq and is a predicted model, not a curated record. Gene Ontology annotation, cellular component: nucleus. Lineage: Eukaryota; Fungi; Ascomycota; Eurotiomycetes; Eurotiales; Trichocomaceae. Gene Ontology annotation, molecular function: DNA binding. The transcript has 2 exons.